AUGGCGACCUCGACCUCCAUACGGCCGGUCAUUGGCCGGAUACUGCAGCACACAAACAAGUGCAGCCCCUCGACCGUCUGCCUAGCAGCUGCCUCCGGAUCGUCUCGCGUAUCCGCGGCCCCUUUCUCGACCACGACCGCUCUGUCCAUGCGCAAGCCGCGGCGCGACAACAACCGAUUGCGAGGUCUUUCCUCCCUCUACCGGUCCGGAACGAAGGGCCGAAUGGCUGUCGAUGGUUUCGAAGUCCCCGAACCGGCCGACUACAAGCCCGAGGAACAUGUCAAGACAGACCCCAACCACGGACUGUACCAGUUUUUCUACGAGAGCGACAAGGCGCUGCUACCCCCCGAAGAGGAGGCAAAGCAUGGUCGCUCGUGGACUGUCGAGGAGCUGAGGCACAAGAACUGGGACGAUCUGCACCGGCUGUGGUGGGUGUGUGUGAAGGAGAGGAAUAGAAUCGCGACGGCGGCCAGGGAGAGACAGAGACUGGAGUUCAGGACUGGUGAAGACGAGAGUAAAGCUAGGAUGCGAGCAGUUUCUAAGACGAUGAAGGCCAUCAAGCAGGCCCUCACGGAGCGAUUCUACACCUGGGAGGACGCAAGACAGCUCGCCGAAGAGGAUCCCGAGGUAGACCUGUCUAACGAGAGUAGCCCUUAUACGCCCCGGUCCUACCUUGAGGAGGAGGUGGCAGACCCUCAGGCUCUUGAAGCCGAGGCGGAGGCUGAAGCUGAGGCUGUUGUACAGGAACAGCAGCCCGGGAAGCCUGCCGAGCAGCCGAUCGACCCGUCCGCCUUACCGAAGGCACCUGCGACACCAACGACGACUCAACCGUAG
Neoarthrinium moseri is the source of this 834-nucleotide messenger RNA. RefSeq lists its product as uncharacterized. The transcript has 2 exons. The record is from RefSeq and is a predicted model, not a curated record. Gene Ontology annotation, cellular component: mitochondrial large ribosomal subunit; mitochondrial ribosome. Gene Ontology annotation, biological process: mitochondrial translation. Bases 1 to 834 code for a protein of 277 amino acids. Gene Ontology annotation, molecular function: structural constituent of ribosome. NCBI's taxonomy places the organism in Eukaryota, Fungi, Ascomycota, Sordariomycetes, Amphisphaeriales, Apiosporaceae.